CAUCCAUAAAAUUUACUUGGUGUGGCCUAAUGCUGAAAUAAUGAGGUACGGUACGCAGUGCAACGUCCGUAACCGGCUUGGUUUUGACAACACCGGGCGAAACUCCCGUACAAACAUCAUGAACGCUGGCAGUCCAAACAUUUCGCCCCGCGGCGGUCGCAUGCACCACUGCCCGCAUAGAACAGGGGUACACAGGGGCACCCUUUUAACCGUGUUUUGUACAUGGUGACAAAAUAUACAGGCGGAUUUUUCACACAGCGAUAAGGAUUAACAGUGUUGUGUGGCGCCUUUCAGUGGUUGUGUUUACAUACGAGAAACGGUUCCCUGACCGCCAUGUUUCGGGCUGGGCCCGUACUGAUACACCUGUAGCGCCGGCACACGUCGCACGCGGAAACCAGGUCCACACACAGGUAUGCAGCGACGUUCUAGCAUCGGCGUGUUCUACAUUUCGUGAUAAAUAAAGCACUAGAAGCGUGACUGAUAGGAGAAAUGUUUGGCGUUCCCACCACACGCCGUGGGAAGAGGAGAACACACACUCCAAAAGCAGCAGGCCCGUCGAGCGAGCCCAAUCCACCACCGGGAGCUACCAGAAGCUCCAUCGGCAGGUUUCUCCGCCUCCGCCGAAGGAUUAGGAGAAGGAUGUCCGGAGAGAAAGCCGGGAAAAGGACCGAGGGGAAGCAGGGGCUCUCUGAGGGGUUGUGGACGCGGGGCGCGUAUCUUCUGCUGCCGACUUUACAAGAAGUUACCGAGGACGUCACGGAAAGGGAGAAGGUUCGGCGGCGGUUGGCGAAGCGGUACGGUUACAGUCUUGGGGAGGACCCGGCCCAGGCCCCGCAGCACCUCCCGCCCCUGUCUCCCUGCAGACGGACCCUGUCCGCCGUCCACCGGGAGGACCAGGCUCUAGUACCGUCCCAGCAACAGGUGGCUGGAGAUGACGUCAACCCAGGCGAUGGGGAGGAGGUGAGCAGUUCUGUUCUAUUCCGCUAG
Molecule: messenger RNA, 987 nt
Organism: Branchiostoma belcheri (Belcher's lancelet)
Lineage: Eukaryota; Metazoa; Chordata; Leptocardii; Amphioxiformes; Branchiostomatidae
Exons: 2
Coding region: 490-987 (165 amino acids)
Source: RefSeq, a predicted model, not a curated record